Aethina tumida (small hive beetle) is the source of this 6522-nucleotide messenger RNA. RefSeq names its product phosphatidylinositol 4-phosphate 3-kinase C2 domain-containing subunit beta (gene Pi3K68D). The record is from RefSeq and is a predicted model, not a curated record. Gene Ontology annotation, biological process: cell migration; phosphatidylinositol 3-kinase/protein kinase B signal transduction; phosphatidylinositol-3-phosphate biosynthetic process. Gene Ontology annotation, molecular function: 1-phosphatidylinositol-4-phosphate 3-kinase activity; phosphatidylinositol binding; 1-phosphatidylinositol-3-kinase activity. The coding region runs from base 214 to 5247 and encodes 1677 amino acids. NCBI's taxonomy places the organism in Eukaryota, Metazoa, Arthropoda, Insecta, Coleoptera, Nitidulidae. Gene Ontology annotation, cellular component: cytoplasm; phosphatidylinositol 3-kinase complex; plasma membrane. The transcript is spliced from 22 exons.
AUUGAGUGAUUUCUAUUACUAUUUGACAGUUGUGUAUUUUGUGAGUUGAAAUUUGUGAAGGUUAGAAUUGUAACUUAAAGUUUCAUCUGUUUUUUUGACUACGUUUUACAGUCAUAUUAAGUGUAAAUUGUAUUUAUGUUUAACUAAUACAUGCACAAUCAAAUAUAAUAUGUUCUAGCACAUAAAUAAAUAAAUUUAAACACACAUUCCAAAAUGUCCAACUUGGAUAAACAGUAUGAAGAAGAUUUGGAGCGAGCCCAGGCUCUUAGUUUGGAGUCACUUGCCUUAGAGCAAUUUAGAAGGAAAAAAAUUAUACAAGAGUCAAAACAUAAUAUGACACCAGACAAGGUCAAAGUUAAAAACUCAACAGUAGUGAGGGCAUCAUCAAUGAAGGAGACCGAAUCUCAGCAAGCGAAAUACGACUUCCAAUUGAGCCGACCACGACCCGGAGGCGGCGGAUCGACUGGCAGUCCCGCCGGAUCACUUCUGGCGCCGCCUCCCUCCUCCCAGAGAAAGCAAAGUUCAUCAUCAUUCGAUUCUGGACCAGACCUUAUCUCAUUCAGCAGCCCGCCUACUUCCACCCACGAGAUCAUCAAUUUCUGCAACCAACAGAUUUACAACAGUUCGACAACAGUGGCGCAACCAAGAAGUCCGUACAACAUUUACCAGGGACACUUGGAACCGCCGUUGUUGUUCGGAAUCAAGAGGGACCCGAUGAAUCCGUCGCCCAGACCGAAGCUGAACAUGACGCCGAACAUGCCCAUGAUGCAGCAUUAUCCGGCUACACCCCCUGCGCAAAUUAACACUUUUCAACCAGUGCGCACCAGUCCCGUACCCUACGUCAACAAUCCGGUCAAACAGAUUCAGCCACCGCCUCUACCAGCCAAGAACACAACAAAGUACACACCUGUAACUAAAAGGGUGAAAGACACGUCAAACAAUCUGAUUGACUUUUUACAACCAACUGGACAGGUCAGAGUCAGCAUUUUAGAUGAGUUUGAUCCGCUAUCAAGUUCGAGCACACACAGAGCAACUAGUCCCGAAUGUCAAGUGGAUGAUGGUGCGUCAGUCUGCGACAGCGUCUAUGGCGAUUACGAUCCGUACGAUUACAUUCAGCAGGGAUCGAGCAACAACAGUCUGAUCGAGUCAAUCUAUGCCACGGUCAACAGGCCGGAACAUUCGCCGCAAUCGCCUCCGCCACCGUUACCACCCAGGGCUGAAAAAGUGCACAGUCUUCUGUCCUCUAAUUCUGAUCAUCUUAAGGGAGAAUUGAAUCUAUUAGAAAAGGUCGGAAAAAGCGGCGAUCAAGCAUGGCAAAUAAAAGAUCCAGAUUUAAAAGAAUUUUACGAAAUGGUGUACAAAUUAAGAAACGACUAUCGACAUAAUGAAGUAAACAGAAACAUUGGUUUAAUAGUGAGUCCCAUGAUUAAACUCAGGUGUCCUGAAGACUUGAGCGUUAAACUCUGUGUACAUCCAGACUUUGAUGGAGCCCAAUUUGAUAGUCCCAUUUAUUUUACCUGUGCUGUUUCUACAAGUGUUGAACACGUAACUCUGCAGCUUAUUUGCAAUUUGGAGGCACCUUCAGACGACAAUUAUACGUUAAAGGUGAAAGGAUACGAUGAAUAUUUAGUCCCUACUAGUUUAUUAUCAGAUUAUGAGUAUGUGCAUAACUGUAUUAAAUUGGAAGAAGAUAUCGUCCUCAUAUUGAUUCCAGAUAGAAAGAAAGAAAAACCAUUUGCUCGAACCUCCCAAGAUGAUAUAAUAGAUAAGCACAUCAAAUUCCACGAUAUAAUUCCAUGCGACAUGGAGCCAUGCAUAAACUAUGAUAGUCUGAUAAUUCUCCUCGAAACGCUGGAAAGCGAAAUGAAGAAGUUGGAAGAAGCCGCGAAAAAAGUAACCAACAAAACUAGUCCGAUGGACAUGCCGUUAACGCAGCCACAAAAAGUUACGCAGUCUGUGAAAUGUGUUGUGAAUCUGAUGGGCAAUUUGUAUACUUUGGACAUCAUGGACAGUGUGGAAGAAUUACAAAAAGUUUGCUCCAACUCUAUGGCCAGUAAUAAUUUGGAGGAAGACGUGAAACGGACGUGUAACAAAAUUAGAUUGGCCGUCUUGAAUUUGGUGGAAAUGUAUUCGUCGGCAUUUUCAGUAGAUUUUGAAAUAAAAACACCUCCAGCAAAAUCAGAAGUUUUAUACGUGCAAGACGUUCAGGAUUCAGUUUUGAUAAGAGUUUGCUCCAUUUACCGCCCUCCGGUCAAAUGGAAAUACCAUUCCUACAACAUAGACGUGCGAAUCUGUCACGGAACGAGAACAAUACAUAAAAUAUGUUAUCAGAACGACUACAAAUAUAAAAUAGAGCAGGAUUUUUGGCCGGGCAGAAUUGUAGUCGACAGCUGGUUUCAGUUCGACGAAGUAAAAAUCAACUCGUUGGCGAGAGAAACAAGACUAGUCAUUGUGCUUCACGGCAGAACAUUGGACGAAUCGGAUUCGAACGACAAUGGUGUCGAGAAGUUCCAGGAGGAGGAGAUCGGUUGGGCGUCCGUGCAAUUUUUCGGUGUCGACAGGAAAUUCAGGAACGGUAACAUAUUGCUGUCGAUAUGGCCGGCCGAAUCGAACUUCUUGCAUCACGGGCCCGCGUCUGAAUCGUCGCCGGCUGGAAGUCCGAUGAUCGGCGUCGAGAUUUUGUCGCCGUCGAACAUCGAAUUUCCCAAACACGUGCCGACGUUCCCGUUGACGAUCGGUGACUUUAAAAGCUUGGAUAAUCAAACGCAGGAAGUGCUGAUGGAUGUGUGCAGCAAGAACAUGCUUUAUAAAAUACCUCCGACUGUCCGAGAAGUUUUAUGGGAGAAACGUAAUUAUUUAUUCGCAUAUCCCGAAGCCUUACCUAAAGUAUUAUUGGCGGCCAGAAGUUGGGCGUAUUCCGAUUUGUCGGAGUUGCACGCCAUGGUCAACUUGUGGAAGCCACUAAAACCGAUACAAGCACUAGAGUUACUAUUACCCACAUAUCCGGAUUUGGAAGUCCGAAAGCUGGCAGUAAAAUUAAUCUGCGGAUUUCCCGAAGACGAACUAAUCGACUAUUUACCUCAAUUGGUUGUGGCCUUGAGAUUUGAGACUUACGACACUUCGAGUCUUGCUCAAAUGCUUCUCGAGUAUUCGCUUCGUUCACCGCGAUUUGCGCACUGCUUGUUUUGGUUGUUGAGUCACAAACUGCGACAACUGAAUGAUAAAAAUUGGGACCAAAACGAGAACUUAGAAAUACGAUAUUUGAGGAGGAUGAGGCUGAUGUAUCGAUCCUUAAUCGCGAUUUGCGGCGAAGCUUUAAGAAAAACACUUUUCCGACAAGACGCACUUGUUACACAUUUAGAUAACGCCGCUUUGGCUGUUCAACAAGCGAAAGACCAACCCAAGAAAUGCCUCUCAACUGAACUUAUAGCAAUAAAUGAGUUUCUAAACUAUGAACCAACCAGUUUACCUCUAUCACCGUCAUUACGAGUAAUCGGCAUCGACGUGCACACCAGCAGUUAUUUUCCCUCCAACACUUUGCCGCUCAAAAUCAAUUUCAUUAUGAAGGACACCUCAAUGAUGUCCGCUAUUUACAAAGUGGGCGACGACCUGCAACAGGACAUGCUGACGUUGCAAAUGGUUAGACUGAUGGACAAGCUGUGGUUGAACGAAGGUCUGGACUUGAAAAUCGUGACGUUCAAGUGUGUGCCAACGUCGGACAAGAAGGGAAUGAUUGAAAUGGUAACCAACGCGGAGACGCUGAGGAAGAUACAGACCGAGCACGGUUUAACCGGUUCGUUCAAAGACAAACCGAUUGCGGAGUGGUUGGGCAAGCACAAUCCUUCAGAGCUGGAAUACGAGAGGGCUGUUCAAAAUUUCACCGCUUCGUGUGCUGGCUACUGUGUGGCGACUUAUAUAUUGGGUAUCUGUGAUAGACAUAAUGAUAAUAUUAUGUUGAAAACUUCGGGGCACUUGUUUCAUAUUGAUUUCGGAAAGUUCCUGGGGGACGCACAAAUGUUUAAGAAUUUUAAGCGGGAUCGAGUGCCUUUUGUAUUAACCUCGGACAUGGCGUAUGUGAUCAACGGGGGUGACAAACCGACCGAAAAGUUCCACCGUUUUGUGGAUUUGUGCUGCCAGGCCUUCAACAUCAUUCGCAACAACGCCAACCUUCUCAUAUGCCUGUUCACCAUGAUGGCUUCGUCGUCUGCAAUUGCGGGCGUGACCGCCGAUUCCGUUCAGUAUUUGAAAGAGGCGCUGUUGUUGAGGAACGAGGAUGAAGUUUCGAAUGCGGAAGCGGCCGCCAAGUUUGCUAGGAUGAUUCAGAGUUCGCUCAAGUCGUGGUUUACGCAAGUCAACUUCUUUCUCCACAACAUCGCCCAGCUCAAGUUCAGCUCAGAGACGGACGACUGUUCCGUUCUCUCGUUCGUUCCUAAAGUCUACAGUAAAGAUGUGGAUGGUAAAAUCGUCGACGUUGAAGUUCUGGGUUAUAAAAAACGGUAUGAUCCCGACAAAUAUUAUGUUUAUUUGUUGAAAGUCUACCGUGAGAAUUCAUCACAGCCGAUGAUAAUUCAGAGAACGUACAAGGAAUUGUGUGAACUUCAUCAAAAGCUGUGCAUGGCUUUUCCAUUAGCCACUUUAUCUAGCUUGACAACAGGCCUUCACAUGGGUCGAUCGAACAUAAAGCAAGUGGCUGAAAAACGAGUUGCCGAAAUAACCAGAUUCAUCUCCACCCUUUUGAUGUGUGCUGACGAAAUUCGCCAGUCGAAUUUAGUCUUCACAUUUUUCCAUCCGCUGUUGCGAGACCAACAGGACGAUCAUUCCAAAAAACUGAAAGACAACACGGUUCACGUGCACGGUAAACUGUCGGGCCAGAUAAAGUUGGCGUUCCAGUUUUCGAAAGACGCCUUCACCGUCAUGGUCCACCACGUCAGGGGGUUGCCGCGUCUGUCGAACGGGCAGGAACCGUCGACGUACGUGAAGAUCUACCUACGACCAGACGACAACAAGGAAACGAAACGAAAAACCAAAGUCGUGAAGAGGAACUGCCAUCCCAGUUUUAUGGAAAUGUUGGUUUAUCGGCUGCAAAAAGACAGAAUCCAAGACAAGAAACUGCAGGCGACGGUUUGGAACUACGACGCGUUGCAGGAGAACGAAUUCAUGGGUGGUGUCGAGCUCGACCUGAGCAACUUCAACCUGGAGGUUGAGACGACCGAGUGGUAUCCUUUGGGCAACUUGGUCAGCAAAUAGCACUUGUAUCAGCCGGUGUUGCGUGCCGGGAGGACGCACGGUGGCUACGCACAAUUCCAAUAAAUCGCACCUCGUUUGCGGCCAGUUCGAAAUUGUUCAUUAAGCUGGGCAAACUUUUCAAUGGGCUUUAGAUGUGUUGGUGGGUUGGAUGGAAAUUCAUACAGGGUGCACGUUUAGAUACAGUUCAGAAUAGAAUUAGUGUACGUUUAUACACUUAUCUCGUAGGCAACUAAAACAUUAUUGAAUUUAGCAGUUAAUUGCCUUGUCACUUUUUAUUGUCCUUUUUAUUUAUUUAUAUUCUAAAAUAAUGAAACUAUUUUAACACAAUAUAAUUUAUACAUCUUUUAUUGCUGUGUUUAUCUAUUUGUAAUUUAUAUACACUAUAGAAUUUUCAUUUUUAUUGUAAAGUUAAUUAGUUUACACUUCAAUUUAAAUAUAAUCUGUGAUAUAUAGUGAAAAGCAUGUUAUUUAUGUACUAAUAGAGCACUCACAACGAAAAGUUUGCCCAACCACUAAAAUCUCUAUAUUUAAUCAAGAUUUUCAUUUAUUAUACACUUUUAAUAUAUGCAUUUAUAUUUAUUAAUAUGAAUUUUAUUAAAACGUGUUUUGUUAUUGUUUACUUAGUUUUUCAUAUUUAGUAGUUAUGUAUUUAUAAUUUUUAGAUAUUUUAUUAUUAUGCCAAAGUUUUUGUAGAAAUCAAUUGACUCUUUCCAGAUCUUGCAUACUUAUAAGCUAUUGAUGUUCCCAAAAUAUAGCCAAAUCAACUUGUGACGAAUUUUAAAACUCUGAGGCCUUAGAAAUAUGGCAAUGCAUCUUGCAAUAAUUUUUGAUGCCUAAAUAAAUGUUUUAUAAAAUAAUUUAAUGAAGCUCAGUAAAUGUGAUACACUCAAACUAAACACUCAAUAUAAAUGUGGAAUUGUAUAUUUUAUCUAUAAUGAAUGGAAUCUUCAAUAUCUAAAUGUCAAACUGCAUUUUAAAAUUUUUAACAAUAUUUUAAUUGUGAGAUGGAUGUAAUCUUACCUUAAGACGUAAUUAAUAAAUUACAACUUCAUCAUAUUUCAUUGAGCUAAAUUGUGAAUUUGCAGGUCAAAUUCAUUAUUUUACAUAUAAUAUGCUUGCCAUUACAUUUACUCUACUGUAAUCAUAAACAGCUUAUUAAUUAUGUCAUUUAUUAAUAAUUGUAUUAAAUAAAGUAUAUCAAUUAGUAUUUUGUAAGCUGUAAAACUGUAACUGAUGCAUUUAUUUUGUACCUUUGUAUACAUACAAUCUCUUCUA